CGUAACUAAAAGCAGGAAGUUAAGGAUGUGAAGUAGAAUGCAAGCGGCUUCGCUUCCCAUUAACACCAUUUACGCAUUUGUUCUUUUAAUUUUCACUGUCUGUAUCAGCGAGUACAUGGACGUGUUGUGUUUAUCUUCUGUAAGGAACACGGCAUGCUAACCAAACGGCCACUGGAGCAAAGGAAAGGCAGACACAAGUUACACUAAUGCUGAUGAUCAGCCCCAAAAUGGCCUCAGGAAUGCAAGAGAAACAGUACACACCAUCUUUACUCAGUUUUUUCAUUUACAACCCCACAUUUGGACCUCGAGAAGGAGAGGAAGAGAAAAAGAUUCUGUUUUACCACCCCAGUGAUGUUGAGAAGAACGAGAAGAUCCGAAAUGUCGGCCUUUGUGAGGCCAUUGUGCAAUUCACCAGGACGUUCUGUCCAACAAAACCAGCUAAAUCCCUGCACACACAGAAGAACCGGCAGUUUUUCUUUGAGCCUGAGGAAAAUUUCUGGAUGGUCAUGGUGGUUCGAAAUCCAAUGAUUGAGAAACCAAACAAAGAUGGCAAACCUCCUACAGUAGAAUAUCAGGAAGAGGAAAUGCUUGAUACUGUUUAUGGUGCAGUGGUAAGGCAGUGCUACAGCAUGUAUAAGCUCUUCAAUGGCACCUUUUCCAGAGCAAUGCAAGCCGGCGGAGUGGAGCUGCUCAUCCAGAAACUUGAGAAAUUCUUCUACAGGUAUCUGCAGACUCUCCACUUGCAGUCCUGCGACCUGCUUGAUGUAUUUGGAGGCAUCAGCUUCUUCCCAUUGGACAAGAUGACCUACCUGAAGAUCCAGUCCUUUGUCAACAGAGUGGAGGAGAGCCUCAGUCUGAUCAAAUACACAGCCUUCCUGUAUAAUGACCAACUUAUCUGGAGCGGGCUGGAACAAGAUGACAUGAGGAUCCUGUACAAAUAUCUGACCACCUCGCUUUUCCCCAGACACUCAGAACCAGAGUUGGCUGGCAGGGACUCCCCGAUGAGACCAGAAGUUGCUGGAAAUUUGUUGCACUAUGGGAGGUUUUUGACAGGACCUGCAAAUCUGAAAGAUCCGGAGGCCAAAUUCCGAUUUCCAAAAAUAUUCGUCUCUGCAGAGGACGGCUACGAGGAGCUGCAUCUGAUUGUUUACAAGGCAAUGAGCGCAGCAGCUUGUUUUAUGAUCAGUGCCUCUGUGGAGCUGACGAGGGAGUUCUGUGAGCAGUUGGACAGCUUGGUGGGCCCUCAGCUUACUUUGCUGGCAUCUGAUAUUUGUGAACAGUUCACAAUCAACCGCAGGAUAUCAGGGCCAGAAAAGGAGCCCCAGUUUAAGUUCAUUUACUUCAACCACAUGAACCUGGCAGAGAAGAGCACUAUCCACAUGAGGAAGACCGCCAGUGUUUGCCUCACCUCUGUCCAUCCUGACCUCAUGAAGAUCCUGGGAGAUAUCAAUUGUGACUUUGCCAGGGUUGACGAAGAUGAGGAAAUCAUCGUAAAAGCUAUGACAGACUACUGGGUAGUCGGCAAAAAGUCAGACCAGAGAGAACUGUACGUGAUCCUGAAUCAGAAGAACGCCAAUCUGAUCGAAGUAAACGAGGAAGUUAAGCGGCUUUGUGCGACGCAGUUCAACAACAUAUUUUUCUUGGACUGAUGGUGAAGACACUAAAAACUGUUGCAGGGUAUCUUGACAGCAUCAGCGUAAUGCAAUAAUUGCAUCGUGAAAUGAACAAUAACAAUGAAAAGAUUCCUCACAUCGUUUUUUUUUUUUUUUAUUUAACCUUGAAAAAUUGUAAUUUUUCUUCUGUAAUUAAGUGUAAAAAAAAAAAGGCAAAAAAUCCAGGUUUUGACUGUAUGUGUAAUUUGCUUUCUUUCAUUUUCUUUGUACAUACUUGAGAGAUUUUAAACAAUUUUCUUUCACAUUAAAAUGUGUUCAUACACUUUUAUAAUGAACAUAUGACACUUUUUCAAAUUUAUUUAAAAACUGACAUGCUCAUACUCCGGCUUUAUUCGAUGAUUCCGUGAUUGUUUUCCGAUGCCAUGUCAAAAGAUUUGUGGUUUGUAAACAACUGCCCUAACUUCAAAUAAAUUAAGAACCAAU
Molecule: messenger RNA, 2096 nt
Organism: Pelmatolapia mariae (spotted tilapia)
Lineage: Eukaryota; Metazoa; Chordata; Actinopteri; Cichliformes; Cichlidae
Gene: ccz1
Product: CCZ1 homolog, vacuolar protein trafficking and biogenesis associated
Exons: 17
Coding region: 207-1649 (480 amino acids)
Biological process (GO): vesicle-mediated transport
Cellular component (GO): intracellular membrane-bounded organelle; Mon1-Ccz1 complex
Source: RefSeq, a predicted model, not a curated record